AUGACGGGCGAGAAGAUGACUUUUAUUAGAUAUAUUAUCCUCGUAUUCUCAAUUCUUCUAAGCACGUCUAUCUACAGUAGUCAACAAGCCCUCAGCUUUACGGUAAUUUGUAUGCAGGAUGUAGUAACAUCUCAAACAACAAAUGGCACAGAAAACAGUCACUGGCUGAAUGAUCCUAAGAGGAAAAAUCUCCUUUUCUCGGUUGUGGCAGUGGGACAACUCAUCGGAACUAUUCCCAUAGUUCCUGUUAUGCAAAAAAUUGGACUUAGGUACACCUAUACUUUCUAUGGUCUUGUAGCUGCAUUUACAACUCUUUCCAUUCCGUUAGCAGUUGAAUUUGGUCACUUUUUUGUUGCACUUGCCAGAGUGCUGCAGGGUUUCGCUCUGGGGGUGGCUUUCGUCACUGUAGGAGCAAUAACAUCCCACUGGUCCGUGCUUCGCGAAUCUGGGACAUAUAUCGCCAUUUUGUCAUGCAGCCCACAGCUUUCUUCAGUUAUAUCUAUGCCGCUUGCAAGCGCAUUCUGUGAAUCUUCACUUGGUUGGAGGUAUCUCUACUAUACUCUUGGUGCCGCUGGAUUGCUUUUUUCGACAACAUUUUUUCUAUUCUAUGAAGAUGACCCAAAAAACCACAGAAUGGUUAGUUCAAGAGAGUUGUCUGCAAUCACUACUGGUAAAGAGCAACAAUCUGAGAGGGAGAAAGUUCCUUACAAAAAGAUAUGUGCCGAUCGGUGUAUGCAAGCUGUUCUCUUCACGACAUUCAGUGGGAACACUGCUUUCUUCACUUUCCUGCAUUUUGGUCCUACUUUUAUGAAUAUGACGCUCGGUUUUGAUAUCACUGAGACUGGCUACUCCACUGCGUUACCAUACGCUUUAUGCGUACUGUUGAAGAUCAUAGCUGGGCCGUUGUUUGACAUUUUAACAUUUAUACCUGAGAAAUAUCGGCUGAUUAUGUUUGCAUCAGUCUCACAGGGUGCAAUGGCGAUCUGUUUCUGCGUUUUGUCCCAGAGUGGAAGUAGGUUGAUGGCUCAAGCUGCGUACAGCGGCGCAGUCGCUUUCAACGGCUUAAACAUCGUUGGCUCUAUCAAAUGUGCUCAAAUGGUCGCCAGACAACAUGUGCACUUUGUUAUGGUAUGCAUCACAAUUACGGGAUGCAUUAUUUCCUUUAUACUACCAGGAAUUGUUGCAGUUUUAUGCCCUCAUAACACCGUCCAUGAGUGGUCGCGUCUAUUCCUUGGCAUCAGCGUCUUUGUCGUCUUCGCCAACAUUCCAUUUCUGUUUCUCGCUAGAAGUGAACCUGCACCGUGGACUAAGUCGACGCCAAACUACAGACUUAGUGUGGAUCAAAGCUUCAGAUCAACAGCUGAAGCCGGGAAAUCCAUUGUGCCGCCAACAGUUGCAUCCGGCAGACCAAGGGAUGCGACACAAGAAGUCUCUGUCGCAUGA
Necator americanus (New World hookworm) is the source of this 1443-nucleotide messenger RNA. RefSeq lists its product as uncharacterized. The record is from RefSeq and is a predicted model, not a curated record. Gene Ontology annotation, molecular function: transmembrane transporter activity. Gene Ontology annotation, cellular component: membrane. Gene Ontology annotation, biological process: transmembrane transport. Bases 1 to 1443 code for a protein of 480 amino acids. The transcript is spliced from 10 exons. Lineage: Eukaryota; Metazoa; Nematoda; Chromadorea; Rhabditida; Ancylostomatidae.